Messenger RNA from Xyrichtys novacula (pearly razorfish), 17068 nucleotides. The record is from the annotation of a GenBank genome assembly. Lineage: Eukaryota; Metazoa; Chordata; Actinopteri; Labriformes; Labridae.
CCCCCUGAUGGCCAAUAAUCUUGUGAGACUCGUCACAGUCAACAUGAAGGUAGCAAUAGGUAUGUGAAGCUGUGCCGCACAUCUAUAUUCAUGGUUUGUGUUUUUAUGACAGAUCAAUAAUUUGCCUCAAUUACUUUUACAAAAUAAAGACGAGAAGUGAAAAGUGGAAAUGUCUCCUACAGCAGAGACAUGACAGGGAUCAGAGUAAAAACUGCAUUUGUAGUCAUUAAAAGGCACCAAAGGAAGUUUCUUUAUGCACUCUUAAAAAUAUAAUGACAGGAGUUACACAACUUUUAUAAAUAUUUACCAUUUAUUCAAGGUUCUCAGAGAGUUAAUCGACUUUUUUGAUCCUCUGCUCUCUCUAAUCUCAUCAUCAGGUACACAUUUGUGGUUUUGAAUAGAGUCUGGACCAGAAUGUCAUUCCCAUUGUGAAAAGUAAAGCCAUAAUCCCUUCCACAGCACCGACUAAACUCACCUUAAAGAUCCCCGGGGUAGAUACAGACACAAAUAAUCAACCAAAUGUUUUCAAAAUCAAGUUUGCAUUCAAGUCCUGAGAAGUUUAGUUUUAUCAGCGAUAAGGACUUUGGCAGGGUAAAAAAUAUUAACAGGUAUUUAAAUUUUUAUAUUUUGACCCAUGUUCCCUCUGUUAGCAUAUUGUGUGUCUGAAGGGCUGUAUGUAUCUCUGGAACUGCAUCUCUAGGACCUGUUUUAUUGUGACAGAAAGGACAAAGGUAACAUUAGACACUAAUGAAGGUAAUGCGGCGCAUUAAAAAUAGACAUUAAUGAGGCGGCCAUCAGGACCACUAGGUGGUGCUGUUGUAAACAACAAGGGUCCUAAAUUGCUUGCAGUCCCUCUAUGUAGAGGACACAGUUAAUGCCAUAACAUGAUAAAACAGUGUAUCCUGUUUUCUAGCAUGUUAACAUAUUUAGCGAGCUCUAUGUUAGGAAGUUACCUCUCACAGAACCACUAGCUUUCUCUACUUUUAACCAAAGUGACUCACUAAAUGUAUUUAACUGCUUCAGUAUUUAACUUCCUUCAGCUGCUGAAAUGAAAGCAAGUUUAGUCAACGUAAUGAUCAAAUAUUUUGCCCUGUCAUGAAGUAUGACAUUAUUCUUGUUGCUCACAGCUGCAGCAUGAGAUCAGAAGCAACAUGACCUUUUAAAGGCUCUGUAUCUAAACAUAAGCGCCGGCAUUUCCUCUUGCUCUGUGGUCUUCAACCUGGGUGAGCUGUACUGUUCAGCUUGUGCUUGUCUCAUCUAUUCACCCUUUCUGUAUAAUAAGUGUAUUUGAUGAUGUAUGACUCCUGUAAUUAAGCCAAUGAAUUUACAGCAGGGAGGUUGCACACAACAAAAACCAAGUCAUAAACAGAAGUAAUGGAGUGAGACCGGGUUCACACUGUGGUGAUAUGAAAAUGAAAUGUUUUUUUUAUUGUAUGCAACAGACAUCAUCAGCAGUUUUUGUGCUCUGCUUUGGUCUAAUGAUGAUAAGCAGUGUGUUAGAGAAAAAACACACACACCAGGAGAAUAUUUCAACUAACUGGCUGUUUCUCAUGGUUAUGUAGCACCGCAUAAUACCAUUAAGUUAUUUCAUCGCUGUAUGUAAAAUAGAUGAGUGUGUUGGGAUUAGCUAUAAAACCUGCACCUGCCUGCAUCAGGCCUCAGAUCACUGUGGUAAAACCUAUAAGCCACAGAGCUCCAAUAACCCAACCAUCACCUGUUUAUUUAUGAUGUCAAAAAGAGAAGGAAAGAGGUAAAACUAGGCCAAAUGUUUACCUCUGAUACUUGAACGUCUGCUAUCGAUGUUGGAGGUUUUGUACGUUUACAAUAAAUGCAGAUAUUCAAGUAACUGUGUCUCAACUGAAAGCAAACUACCAUGAAAAAGCAUCAACAUAUUCAAAUAGACAUGAGGAAGUGCUGCCUCACAUGAAGCCCUGUACUUUUUUUUGUUCACAAGGAAAUGAAAUCACUCUGUGGUCGCAGAGAAAUAACUGCUGCUGCUGGUCAUUUGUAGCUGCUGCUUUUCUGUCUCGCUCAUGAGAACACAGAGAGGCUGUAGGACGUUCUGCUGUCAACAAAUCCUUGGCAGGGAGGGAAGUUUAAUUAUUCAGAGAUGGGUUUUGGAGAGGAUCUGAGAUGCCCCCAGGCACACACAGCAGUCAUGAAGCUGCUGGACUCAGAGCUUCACCUGAUGGAGGUCAUGAAGAAGUGGAUGGGUCAACGGGCGAAGAGUGAGCGGGAGUUUUCAGUGCAGCUGCACCACAUGGCAACCACAGUGGAGAAGCUGGACCGUCCUCAGACUGGCGCAGGGUUGGACUACAUCAGCCAGCUUAACCAGGUGAGGUGUUAGAGAGCUUUCUGAUUAUCAAUUGAUUAUUACUUAUCACCUCCUAGUUUCAUUUAUAGUUGACACUGAAGUUAAAACUGUUUGAAAUCACCAACAUCAGUAACUUCCUUUAAGAUUUCCAUCAGAUCAGGUAUUAGAUUUAAAUUUGGAUGAAAAUAUGAGAAUUAUUCACCCACUUAUGAUCAAAUGGUUAAAAAAAGGCCUUUCCAGUGAGAAUUUCUUAUUUUUGAUUAAAAAUUAAGUAAAUUUUAACCCAAUUCUGUUGUAGUUCAUGGUCGAAAUUUUAAGGUGGGACACUUAUUACAGAAAGAUUGAAAACAGAGUUUGGGUUGCAGCCUGUUUAAGGAGCUGUUCAGACAGACACCCUUUGGCGCCAACCGUGUCAAAACCCACUGGUUUGUUUUAUCUUUAAGUCUGACUUUUAACAAAAGUUAUUUAAAACUAUUGAAUAUUCUUGCAAUUGGAAAUAACCCACCAAAGAAAUCCAGAUCGAUCUGCAGGUUAAGUUUAUGAGGGACUGUACAUCCUGUAUUGCUUUGUGAGAUAAACUACGGUUGUUAAAGCUGUCCUGUUUGAACGUCACCCUUCUGACUCUUUGUUCUCCUGUCUGUCAGUCAUGGGGAGUGCUGGUCUCUCAGACUGACCUUCUCAGUCAGGUAAUGAAGAGGCGCUCUGAAGAUCUGCUCAACGGUCCCCUCAGUAAACUGACACUCCUCAUCAGAGACAAACAGCAGCUCCGUAAAACCUACUUGGAGCAGUGGAACCUGCUGAGGCAGGAGCUGAGCAAGGUGAGGGUCGAAACACAGACACGUUUACGUUUUGUUGACUCUUGGGGACCACUGUUUGGGGCAGCUUGAUAGGGACCACCGGUAUUGAGGGGUGGAGAGACAGGAUUUAGAUUGCUAUGAAGAUUCAUGUUCACAUAACAACGUCUGUAAACACCCACACACAUGCUAAAAGGCCUGUGACCCUUUGUACAGUCAGACCUCUGACUCUGAUACCACUCACUCAUUACAAUAAGAUGUUAAGUUACCAGGCGCUGAAUUUAGAUACUGCUUCUGAUGUCCUCAAAUUCUCCCUUCGAGGGACACACAGAGAGACACUAAGAGCCAAAAUAAACCAAAUAGCUUCAAAUAUUCCUAACAGAGGACAGUAUUAUUACACAACUGAGUGACUACACAUUUACUAUGGUCCAUGAGUCGAUGUUUGCUGGAGUGAUAUAAACCAUUUGUUCAAAUCUUCUGUACUUCUAAGCAGCGAUGUAAUUCAGUUGCUGUGAAGAAAUAGUUUUUUGCAACCUCUGUUGAAAUUUUAAAAUGAUACCAAGCCUUUCAUUUGUGUAAGAGUUCAGUGUUCACAGUCAUUUACACUUCUUUAUCUCUCACCUGACUACAUACAUUUUUAAAUGAAACAUACAAAGGUGAUGAAAUAUUUCUGUAUAAUGAGAAAUUAAAAAAAUAAUGAAUAUGGUAGUAAAGAAAAUGCUGGUAUGGUUGUUUGAGUUGUUGACUUGUUUCACUUAAAGUUUGUUAAUAAGAAAGUUGUACAUAGAUCUAGAUUUUGUUAAUGAGUAGGAGGCUUUGUCACUUCAUUUUGAUGAUAUUUCAGACUGGUCGCUGCUCUGUGCUCCUUUUGUUUCCGGGAGAAAAUGAAGUCUUCGUUUAUAAUGAGCCACACAGAGGCUCAGCGGUUUUCAAGUGGUCUAGCCUCAGGGUACACCACCACCCCCAGAAACACAGCUGCAACCCAGAUUUGUAGAGCUCGACAAUUAAAAGCAGAUGUGUUACCUUCAAGGUGCAUUAUCAACACCUGCUGCUGCGUUGGAGUAUAUUUAAACUACCCUUCAAUUGUCAGUGCAUUGGGUCACAGGGCUUUUUGAUAACCAAUAAAACCCUUUUUUCUCUGACACACAUCUAGACCCACUGACAAUGGCCCCACAACUAAUAAUGGGACCUGACUCACCAGUUGAAGAUGUGGAUCCAUCAUGCACUAUCAUUAUUUUAAUCUUUCAACUGUGCAGACAAAGUGCAUUUGAGGUUUUGCUGCAUGUGCAUCACUGUGUGGUUUUACAGUAGAAAUAUCUUAUUCAGUGAUUACAGCUGCCCACUGUCAGCGAUCCUAUCACCUUCAGUUUUGAUGCUUGGCCAACAGCAACUUAAACAAAGGUUAGAUCAUUUCCUCAUGUCUUUUCUCAUGUCUCUUGUUCCUCUCAAGUGUAACAUGAACAGGCUGCUGUCCACUUCCUGUGUUGAACAGCAUUCACACUCCAUUGCGGGGUUUUUUUUUGCAUUACACAAGCAGCACCUUUGCAGCACCUACACUCAUCCUUGUAUUAUUCCCUUCCCAAAUGAUUGCGUGCUGCUGUUUGUUUGUGCACCACUUCAGGUGACUCAGACAGAGCUGGAGAGGCUGAAGAGCAGCUAUCGGCACGCAGUGAAAGACGCCGCUCAGGCUAAGAGGAAGUACAUGGAAGCUUACAAAGGUGGGGAAAACAUGGCAUCAGUCACUUCUCUAAACAGAAUCACUUUCAUGCUUUCUAUUUAAAAACCGUGCUAAUCUCACAUAUGUAAUUCUUACACAAUUUUACGUGUCUACCUCUCUCUGUGUGUGCAGAUAAAGAGCGAGACAAGGCUAAAGAGCGUUACAUAAAAGCUUCACUAAAACUCCAUCAGCUGCAUAAUGAGUAUGUGCUGUCUGUGCAAGCUGCUCAAGUCUACCAUCAGCACCACUACAGUCAGAUUCAGCCCGCUCUGCUCACUGCACUGCAGACCCUGCAAGAGGAGAUGGUGCUCAUACUGUAAGAUCUCAUAAAAACAGAGUGUGUGCAUGCAUAUGUGAGAGUAUAUUUACUCAGCAUUACUGAUACAUCGCCUUUUAUACAAAUAUGCGGCCAAAAAGCUUCAUAUAGCAAGAAUAACAUUGAAGUAGGUGAAAACUAAUCAACAAUAAUAGAUUCAACUUUGUUAAGAUAACAAAUUACAAAAAUCUAAUUUCUAGAAAUGAAUUAAUGGAGUUUGAUGAAUAAGACAGAGAUAGGGAAGUUAGCAGGUGGUUCAUGUUGGGGUCUUGUCUCACCCUUUCAGGAUUCACCAGCUGACUUUACUUUAUCCUGCUUUUUACUGGCUGCCAAUUAAAUAUACAAACAAGCUGUCUGUUAGUAUUGAUCUAAAGGUUCAUUUAUUGAUUUGGAAGGUCUUUAUUGAUACUUUAUCUAUCUAUAAUAGUCCCUCAGUUUGAAUAGUUGGUGAUGCUUCGAUGGCAGCGGAUUUCUUACCAUCUUACUUACAGGUCGUUUUAGAUUUUCAUGAACUUUUUCUUUCACAGUAAAAUCAAGAGCUUAUCGUGAUUAACUGUUAUAAAACACAUCAAACUUAACAAUGUGGUUCACCUUUUUUGUUGGCAUUUUCUCCCCAUUAAACCAGUCCUGGUACACGGCCAAAGCCCAUGCUAUGAUGAGGUCUGUGAUUUUCAUCCAGCUCCUCGUGUGUUUAAACGUCCUUUCUUCUGUUUCUCACAUCUUCCUCUUUAGUGGUGUGUGGUCAGCUGUUCAUCUCCCACUGAACUGAGAGUAAUAUUAAAAAUAUCUCCCUCACUAUCCUACCGGAAAGUGACAUUUUGGUCACACUGUCAACAUGAAAUGGUAAAAUUGUCAUAAAUAGUGAGCUCACUUUGCCUUAACUCCCCCCAAUAGUUUGAUUUGACCAGCGUGAUGUGUGUAAUCAGGCUUUCCCCAGGGUCAGGAUGAAUAACUGUAUGUGUCUUAACCAAUCAGAAUCAAGUAUUUAACACAGCCAGGUGAUUACUUGGAGAGCCUGUAAUAAGAUGAUAUAAACAGCAGAAAUAAGAAGCAGGAUUACUCUAAAUUGAAAGCUAGAUUAGAAACAAAGGCCUGAAAUUGCUUUUUGAAAGCGCAAUAUAUCACAUAAAGGUUGUGUUAAAUAGAAAAUGAGAGGACUGUUGCCUCGUGGUGAUUCUUUUCACAGCUUUUGUUUGCUUUUAGUGGACAGGUUCCCAUUUAUGCUUGCAAGAAACGAAAGCAGACCUCAAAGUAUUUUCACCCAGCUAGAACACAGUUGUGGUCCACAGUUGUGGUCUAUCUAGGUGAAUAUACUUUGAGGUCUGCAUGUGUCAAACUCUGAGGUAGGUUUUCCUGUCAUUUUGGACCGAGGAUCACUUAUCUUAUGAGCAGAAAGUCAGACUUUGCUUGUAGCAGCAAAUGCAAGAAACAAAAACCAAAUAGUGUUAACUUUUAAGGAUUGAAGAUCAAAAUGAAAAGAAAAGUGAGAUUUUCAAUGGCUGCUGCCUUUAAAGUUUGCCAGUUUGAGUUCAUGUUGCAGCUUGUCCGGACACAGUUUUCAGAUACUCCAUUAAAACACAUAAUGUCUCUUAUGUAAAUGUCUCUAUGGGGGCUGUAAAGUUUAUCACAGUAAAGUUUAUCAAAGUAGACUUUUAAAGCAAAAACCCCUAAAAAAAACAAACCUGAAAACGUCCCUGUAGGGUUUUAUUGAGGCUCACAGAUAAAAAAAAAUACAUAAUCUAGAUAAGGCUCAAGCGCGCACAAAUGGUCCUUGAAGUUACUGAACACACUACUUAAAGUGUUUUAUAUCAUGCUAUUUGGCCUCUCCUGAUGCAGAAAGGAGGUCCUGCAGGAGUAUUUCGACAUUUCCACGCUCCUGCAUCAUGAAGUUGUGAAGAUCCACCGGGAGAUGUCUACCGCUCUAACAGCCAUUGAUCCCUACAAAGAGUAUGAGAGCUUCAUCCAGCAGAGCAGGUAGAUGGAGGGGGAAACUUCCCCUCAGAUGGCUGUAAAGCAAUAAUGGGGGCUUACCUUGCAGAGCUAUGAUGCUGUGGAUUGUGUGGUUUGUGUGUUGCAGGUCUGUAGGGGAAAUUCCUGCCUGUGCAGAGUUUGAUUGUAGUGUUUUGGAGGGAAAUGAACGGCUGAAUCCUAGAGAGAUUGAACUGAACGAUCUCACACUUGAAUCAAUCCAGCACAAGUGAGAACAAGCAGCCCCCAUUCUCCUUUUUUAGUAUCUCAAAAUUCCUUCUCUUGUUUUUGUUUUACAUCCACUUUUUUUCUUAGAUUCUUUUGCAUCAUUUUCUGCUUCUGCUCAAUUCAUUUUUCCGUCUCCUUCUUUAAGACUGACCGCUGUGGAGGAGGAGCUGCUGGACCUGGCUCGGACUCUGGGCUCCCAGCAGACAUCAGUGGAACAGCUGGAGAUGGAGCUGGAGGCCGAGCUGGAAGGUGUCAAGAAGGGGCAAAGGUGAGCAGACCAAACACCAAACCCAGAAUCAGAGAUGCUCUGAUGUUAAAUUUAGAGGGGAAGCUUCAAAAUAAAACCACACCUGAGGCAGCUGUGGAGACAGGUCACCUCUGCCUGUGGGAGUGAUCCUUCCUAUCAGGAGUGUUCAGGGUGCUCUUGGCUAUGCAGCAGCGGCUAAUAACCGGGGUGUUCUCAGGGGGCUGUAAUGCUGCAUGAAAUAUUAUACAGGGCUACGGUCAGAGUUAUGGAACCUGAUGUCCUAAUUUGUCUUGUUUGAUGAGGCUGUUUGAAGGUGUGUGAGUUUUACAGUCCAGUGGGAGCCAUUGAGAGCAUGCUCCUGGAGGAAAUGUGGACAAUUUGCUUAUUUGUGGAAAGUUAGAACCUCUUAAGGGCAUCUGGGGAGAACAUAUGGCAGUGUUAGUGAGGUGAGUCAAGUUCAUGCUGCCCCUUGGUUUGUUUUUUGAGGAAGCGUUUUGUAACUUAACAGUAAAGUGAUGUGAGAGGUUGACCUUGUGACCUCUUGUGCCUGAGAUUCCCUUUACUUGAGUAAAAGUAAGACUGAAUGUGCUCAACCAUCAAUGAAUGAUGAUUCAAAAAUUUUUAGUCAUUGAAAUAUUUUUAUUUCCAUAAAUCUGUAAAGCAAGUGUAUAAACCAUUGACCUCCACACAACAGUUCCCUAAGAAAUCAGUUCAAUGUUUACAUCCUGUAAUAUCAUUAUCUGUAAUGUCAGACUAUGUCGUGCUCAUCUUUUCAGGAAUUUAUACUCCUGUUCUGACAUGAGCCUCAAACAUGUUUGGUUAAAAACAUAGACAGUAAUAAACAUGGGCAAAACUGGGGGUUGGCACGAUGGACAUGCUCUGUCUGUCAGUCAAGUUAGCCGCACCCCUAAUCGUCCCUUAAUGAAUAGGGCAACUGUCAACUGAAACCAAAACCGUUUUUUCAUGUUAUCAUGUCACCUCUAGCUGUAAAAAUUGACAUUUUCAUAUGGGUGCUAACAGGAUGUAGUCAGUAGGUAGUAAGUAAGUAGUAGUAGUCUGUCAUUGCUAGUAAAAGUUCUCAUUUCCUCAGGGAACUGCUACAAAAAGAGAAACUAAAAAUUUUCCCUUAAAAAAAAAUGUGUGUUAAAACACACACACACACACACACACACACACACACACACACACACACACACACACACACACACACACACACAUAUAUGUAAGCAUCUAUAAUUUGUAUUUCAAAUUAUUCAUGCUUUUUCUUUUUUCUUUUAUUUGUUUUUUUUCAUUAUUUAUAGAGCUAUGUUCACUCAACUUUGUGUUAUCACUAUCAUUAUUUGUAUAUGUUCGUGUUCUGUAUUUCUUCUCCCUUUAUUUAAUUAUACUUAAGUUUGUACUCUCAUAUUGUCGUUACUAUGACGACUCUAAUUGUGUUAGUAUUAUAAUUAUUUAUAUUGCUUGUAUCUUUUUCAGCACUUCUGUCUAUGUAAAAGUUGAGAGAAAACUAUUUACCUAAUUUGCACUCUUUAAUUUAAAUAAAAAUAUUAUCAGUAAAGAAAAAAGACUUUAAAGCAGUUUACUCACUGAUGGUUUAGGACUUGGGUCUUUAAUAUGUUUCUAGACUGUUGGUGCUGGUUUCUUUCAGAGUCUCUGUACUGUGAAUACUAUGUGACAGGUUUAUAUUGCCAUGCAUUUUCCUUGUAUGAUCUGUUGAACCCUGUGUUUCUUAGGUACAAUAAUCUCAGUAAUCAAGCCUGUGCAUGUAUUUGAAAUCAUUUGUUUACCUCUCUUUCAGGCCUCAGGGUUCAUUAAAUGUUUGCUGGUUUUACACGCUGAGAAAAUCCAGGACAAAGCUUACUAAGCUGUCACCAGAGACACCUUCUCAUUGACUGUGUUAGUCAAUAGGAAGCAUCUGCAAACCUAUUUGCACAGACAAACCCUUUAUUGAUGUCAGUGUGGUCUCGUUCUUUUUAUUUGCUUCCCUCCUGUUGUGUUAUUUACUUGUGCAACCCUUUUGAGUUGCUUACAGUGGCGAGGUCCCACGCUAAUCCAUCCUUCCUGCUUUGACCAGGGUCUACCAGUUCAGCAAAAGGCACGCACUGGAGGAGUGUCGUCAGCAGGUUGCACUGUCUCAGGGCCUGCGAGCCAGGUUAGAGGCCCAGAGGCGUACUCUGAAGGAGAAACUGGACCAUCUGGGAACCAAGGAUCCUCCUCUUGCUCUGAAGCUGGACCCAGACGCCAUCUCAAUCUCAUCUACCACAAGCAAUGUAGUUAAAAGCUUCUUUGUCUAUUCCGCUUUUUGUCUAGUCAUUAGUUCAUCUGAAAAUUAAAGGUUUAGUUCAUAUAGAAAAGACAGACAUCAUACCAGAACCAGCCUUUGACUCUAACACUAUGUUGUGCUCCUUUUUUAGGACCACAGCCAAAAACCUCCCAAAAUCCUCAUGGAGGGUAUAAUCGAUAGUCUGGGUGGCCGGCUAAAACCAAAAUGUGAGGUAUGUUAAUCUGUUUAAUCACAUUAUGCACACCUAACACUCUCUAUUUCUCAAAACGUUGUCCAGGGUGUUGAAGAGGAAGGACUCUUGUUUUAGUUUAGUUGUUAGUUCCACUUCCUCACUUCCAUGCCCUGAACUUUUGUUGUCACCUUGAGUCCAUGCCCUCAAAUCUCCAACCAUGCAACAAACUAUUCAUCAUGUUUUCGAGACGAUGGUAUGAAGUAGGAAACUGCACAGCUGAGCCUCUGGGCUGAGCUCAUUCAGGCAAGAUGUCUUUCUUUGGGGUCUCAUGCUGCUGAGAACAGGACUUUGGAGUUUUUAAAAACUUUUUUGUUAACUUGCCUCUUUAGAAAUCCAGCCUGGUUUGGCUACAAGAUAGCCAGUUUGCAUUUAAUCAUUUUAUCAUAGCCUUUGUCAGCUUCUCUGCACAAAAACUUGAAACAGAAACAUUACUUAUGCCGUUGAUCUUUUUUCAGUUUUUAAUCAGUGCUUUUCUCCGAAUAAUCUUUUACAAAAUGUACCCAGAAAAUCAUCUCCAACAGAUCAUCACAUAAAGAAUUAUUUCCAUCUGUUAUACACUGGACUUCCACCACAGAUUAUUUGCAGCCUUUCUUUGAGUAAGAUCUACUUGGUGCUCUCUGGCUCUCCUCCCUGUGUUAGCCAGAGGCAUGGAAGGUGGUGCAGUUCAACUUUAAAGCAUAACAGACUUCAACUUUGAAGUAUCUCCAUAUAAUCUCUACAGAAUCACCUUAAAAUCCAUCCUCUACCAUUUCUUCUUCUUUAUUUAUUCAAGAAAGCUUUAGAGAGUCUACUUUUCUCUCUUCCUGCCUCCAGGCGCCUCCUGUCCUCCCCACUGUGCAGGAGGUGGACCGUCCUCUGGUGCAGCAGGACUGGUAUCAUGGAGCCAUUCCCAGACCUGAGGUAGAGCAGCUUCUGAAGAAUGAUGGAGACUUCUUAGUGAGGAAGAGUCAAGAGAAGCAGGGUUACGUGCUGUCUGUGCGGUGGGAAGGAGUCUGUAAGCAUUUCCUCAUCCAGAACACAGAUGUAAGUCAGAAUGAGAACAUUUUCCAGUGUGUGUGGAUCUCUUGUGGUCAAGAUCACAGGCUGUACCAAUCAGAAACUGUGUGAACCAUUUUUUUAACAACCUCAUUGUUUCACAAGCUUUUCUUCAACAAGAGUCUUUCCUAUCAGUUUAGGUUUUCUCCUCAGCUUGUUUUCUAAUCAGUUUAUCUUCACUUUCCUAUGUGUGUCAGUAGAAUCUGUACCGUCUGGAUGGAGAAGGCUUUCACAGCAUCCCCCAGCUGAUUUCGCAUCUACAUUCCUCAAGACAGCAGAUCACCAAGAAGUCCAAUAUUGUGCUGAAGAAACCUGUCCUGAAGGUGCUGCUGUGGCAAACACUCAGAUAAAGAAUAAACUGUAGACAAUAUGACAGCACCCUAAAAGUGAGCCAAAGGAUUUAGAGCUCCCCCUACUGACUGGCAGCAGAAUAGUUCGUAUAACAAACACCUGUCAUUUUAACAGUUAAGAAAAUGGUGAACCAUAAAAAUCUAAAUCCACGUCAGUCCUUUUUCUCUCAGUCAUUGUUUCCAUCAGUUUAGCUAGUUUGUUGCAGCACCAAGUCCAUAUAUCUAUUUUUAUGACAAAUUUAGUGUUGUUUAGUAACUUGACACUGAGGUAUGAUUGACAGCUCUGUUGAAAAAUAGAGCCCCUAUGGGUGUGUGCAGCAUAACCUUCAGUUUCAGCCACAAAUCAACACAAGAGUCUGUUCUGCUGCAGACUGUAUUAAGUUGAGGGAUCUUUUAUGUUCAUCAGACAAAUCAAAUGCGUUUUGAUUUGCAAAGGAGUGCGAUCAUAGGCUGUAUACUGGACACAGUGUCGAUAAUGUCAUCCAUUUGUUUCUGAAGCUGAUUUGAAGCCUGUCAGCAGCAGCAGUCGCCAUAUUAGUCUCAGUGAACCACAGACAAAACUUUAGCUUCCUCUGAUUUGAAUAAGCCCAAAAUGAAUGUGGUACAAAAAAAGAUUAACUUCCUGUACCUUGGGUGCUGUGGGAGCCCUGAGCUAUUAAGACCAAAACCAUUUUUUGAAUUAGUCUGUCAGCGUGUUUAUUUUUGCUCUAAAAAGGGGCUUUUUUGCUGGGUGUGCUUAUGUGAGCAGCCUCAAGCGGGCACGCUGUAAACUGCAGUUUUUAGCACUUCUAGAUCAGUUUAAUUUCUCAAGACUGGAGGUUGCCGUUUGGGUCAGUCCUGAUGCACCAAAUAUGCAAGAUGUUAGCACCCACCACAGUUCUGUUAUAGCAUCACUUACUGUUUAUUGCAAAGAUCCUUAAAGAUUAAAAGCUUUUUGGACAGAUAUUUUAAAAUAUUAAUUCCUUUAAAAUGUUUCUAUAUCUGUAAAUCUGAACUUGUUCUCACAUUAAUUUGGCUCCAAAUUUUCUGUCCUUUUUGCUCUUCGUCUCUUGCUUUACCCAUAAUUUUAGAAAGCCAUUUAACAGAAGGUGUCUCUGUUUUGUUAUUGAUCUGUUUAGGACAAGUGGGUCCUGGAACAUGAUGAUAUCAUCUUAGGGCAGCUCAUCGGACGGGUGAGUAACCUCUCUCUGCAGACUAAAGCUUUUCUAACCCAUAAGUAGACUUAAUUGGUUGUUGAUUUCCAUAACAUGGGUUCUAUGGAGAGUAAAAUAGACAACAUAGCGGCUGCACCAAGAUUUCAGUGUUUAGUAAGUGAUGAGGAACCGAGUGUUUUGUAUGAAGCUAAAAAGUCUCAUUAAGUGUAGCUGGAUGUAAUUUGAGGUUUUAGGGGUGAGUAUUUCAGGAUGAGGCAAGAGCUGCAAAGUCUGUAUUUUUUUAUAUAAACUUCCUUCUUUGUGUUGCCUCAUGUGGUGAGCAAAACAAACUGUGAAAAAAAAAUGGGGAAAUUUGGGCUAUAAAAGUAAAAUAACUGCAACUAAAGCACUCGGUUUGUGUUACUCAAACUGCCUCAGACUCACACAUGCAGCAGCUAAGAGAAGCUUUAGACAUUUCUCUACCCGGCCUUGAAACACUUGUAUGAACCACUCUUGCCCACAAACUGUAAACUGUGAGCAUGAGUGGAUACAAUGAGUGUUGGUGACCACAAACCCUUUCUGUGUACAUGUGACUAUGUAAACAUUGUUGUAUGAAAACAGGCUUAUGAAAAGGUAUUGAAUAGUGCUAACAUGUUGAAGUGUUUAAAAUCAUCAGAGCGGAGGUAACACUAUGUUUUUACUACACAGGGUAACUUUGGUGAAGUGUACAGUGGUCGAUUACGUUCUGACAACUCUCCUGUGGCGGUAAAAUCCUGUAAAGAAAGCCUGGCCCCAGAGCACAAGAAUAAGUUCCUCAUGGAAGCUAGGUUAGUGCACACACACUCACACAGACCCACAAAUAUAUACACACACACACACACAAGCUCUCACACUCUUUUCUUCUCCUCUCCUGUGUCCAGAAUCCUGAAGCAGUACGACCAUCCAAACAUUGUGAGGCUGAUCGGUGUGUGCACUCAAAAACAGCCCAUCUACAUCAUCAUGGAGCUCAUUCAAGGUAAACAUCACCCCUCUGGACUCCAGCUUUAUUUCUCCCAGCGUGUUUAUCCAAUAGCUUCAAGCUUUAUUGUUCUAUUAUUGCUUUUCCACUUUGUUCCUCUAUCAUCGCUCUGUAAUAUUUGUUUGUGUGUCUGUCUGUCUAUCUACACUUCUUAUAAGGUGGGGAUUUCCUCUCCUUCUUGAGGCGUGAGAGUCUCAGUCUGAAGACCAAGGUGUUGGUCAAAAUGACAGAAAAUGUAGCGUCUGGCAUGGAGUACCUGGAGAGCAAAAAGUGCAUCCACAGGUUGGUGGAUUAACUCAUCAAUAAUCGUAACGGUCUGGUUACUGUAGCUGAAAGAGCUCUUCAACAGUAUUAGCAGCAACAACACCACAAUCAUUUUAUUCAUUCAAAACCACCACGACCACCGGGGUCAAAUCAUUGAGGUAGAGAUCAUUUAAAGUUGAGAGAAUUCAGGUUUGCUGAAUUUUGGGCUGUUGACACAAAGGUAGGUGGUUCCUACUGAGCAAAGGUUUCGAGCUGGAGAGAGGGGAAGCUCCUGACGCUUUGUUGACCUGUUGCCUUUUUUAUGACUUUUGGAGUGAUAGUUUAUCAGGCGAUUUGAGGAACAGACAAUUGUGAGACCAGAGCCUGCAAAACAAAUCUAUCUUUGAGGACAAUAUACGCAAACCUGUUGUCUAAUCACUGACCUAUUUAAAAUAAUGGGUUCCCCACAGACAUGCUGGUGAGCUGAAAUCAUGAAGAGUCAAAAUCAUAUUUUCUCUUCAAUAAUUCUUUUAUUCAAUGAAGUAACACACCAAAUUCAGAGUGGUGUGCACAAUGUUUGUACGCUCUGCAAAUAUCUCCACACCUUUAUUUACAUCCUCUUUUUCAACGCAGCACAAACAAGCCUCCUCAGAUGAGCGCACACUGUGUUUUAGAUCUGAAAUACAGGAGCAAAUACCGAGGUAAUUCACAAAGAGGUAUGGCUCGAUGGAAACAUAAAUAUUAAUUGCAGAUUAAAACAUGUACCUUUUGCAUAAUGUAUAGAGUGGUAUCAACAAGAACAUAAGCAGUACAUGCCUCAGGCGGAUGUCCUAAAGAGGUCCUAAUGAUAGAUAAUACUGAAACAAAUAUACUUCCUCCACAUUUACUUCACCUGCAGUUACUGUUAACAAAGCUGUACUUUCCCAGCAACACUUCCCCAUGUGUGGACAUAGAGGAUAAACAGCUGACUGAAAAUGAGACAGUUUGCUUGAAUUAUUGAGAGCGACUGAGGUCGUGAAGAGGAAGAUGGAUGUGUGCUCAACUGACAGGACAACAUUUCUUUUUCACUUUUUACUCAGACACUGCAUUCCUAUAUGAGACACUCUGUUCCUAAGUAACUCGCAGCAAUUACAGCUCAGCCAUAAUGAGAAUGAACUUGAUGCCACUGCAGCUAUCACAAAUAAACAUAUAAAAAUCUGUCCAUAGAGGCACAGACUGAGGAAAUGUUACAGAAGUAAACACUAAGUAGCAGAAGAUGAGGGUGACUGUUGAGCUGACCUCAAUUGCUGAUUGCAUGAUUCAAAGUUUUUAUUCAGUAUAUGACUUAUUUCUGUUAAUAAUAACUUAUGACCUAAUACAUAAAUUCAAGCUGAAGCUGAUUUUUUAAAAUCCCAUUAGAAACCCAUUUAAAUCUUUUGACAAAGAAAAGCUCAAGGAUACAACAAAACAGAGUGGGAGGUAAAAGGAUGAAAAGUGGUGAAUAACAAAAAAAAGAGAUCACACAUUAGGAGUGUUUUUACACGGUCCCUCCUCCAGUUUCGUACAUAACAAGAAAUUACUUACCUUUUAUAACUCCUUUUCCCAAACAGUUGGUUAAAAGAGGUUUGUUAUUGUGAGGUUUGUGUUUAAGUCUUAACACUUCAGAGAAAGGUACAUUACUGUGCACUUGUUAAUGUCUAUAUCUUUUAAACUUCUCUUGUAAGGCAACCUUGAGUGCUUUGAAAGGCGCCAAUAAAUAAAAUGCAUUAUUAUAUAUGCAGAAAAGAGCGUUAUGUAUUUUAGACAAACUUUACAAGCCAAAAGAAAACUGACUCACAACCCAACUUCAACUCGAUUCUCUAAAGGCUACAGACUAAACUCUGGCCUUCAUGAAAUCUUUUUUUAAAGCGUUCAUUAAAAGACAAAUGAUGAAAAGUAUGAGAUACCAAAAAAAAGAAGCAAAAGGUUUAAAACUGUGGAAGAUUUUCUGGCAGAGAAAAGACGAGGAGCAUGAGGAGAUCUGCUGCAGAGCAUGAGUUAUUGCAUAGCUUUGAGUGAGGCCUCUGAGGAGCUUGUUGGUGCUCUGGAGCAGACAUGAGGUUUUGACGCCUGCCUUAUUACAGAGGCAGCGUACUGUUUGGCCAGCGGGGACAGAUCAGAGCGAGCUGCUGGUAGCUGCUCAGCCUGAAACACUGCAUGUCAAAGUGUUUCACAUGCAACACCAGAGACAUGACCAAAAUGCCUGUUAUCCUCCUCCCUUUAGUGCUGUCUGUUAUCUCUUUUUUCUUCCAAAGCAUGAUGUUUUUCUGUCUUUGGUUUCUGUUUUUCAUCAUCCUCUGAAAAUAUCCCUCUUACAUCUUCCCUCUCCGUUUUGAAGGGACCUGGCAGCCAGAAACUGCCUGGUAGCGGAAAACAAUGUGGUGAAGAUUAGUGAUUUUGGGAUGUCCCGUCAGCAGGAUGAUGGUGUUUACUCUGCAGAGGGCGGCCUCAGACAGAUCCCCGUCAAAUGGACAGCCCCUGAAGCCCUGAACUAUGGUAAAUUAUAUUACAGCUGCAUCUGCCCAGCUGUCAGAUCCAGAAACACUUCUGCUGCUUUUUUCCACUGAGAGUCAAUAAAACGCACAGUUUUGUGCCUUUACUAACACUGUCCUCUGCUGGUGAUUUUAGGUCGUUUCACCACAGAGAGUGAUGUGUGGAGCUUUGGCGUCUUACUGUGGGAGGCCUUCUCCCUGGGGAUGACCCCGUACACGAGCAUGUCCAAUCAACAGACGAGAGAUGAGGUUGAGAAAGGUGAAAGUUCAUAUCUGACACUCCCUGCCCUCUGACACUGGUGCUUUUCCUUCAUCAACAUUUCACUAUUUUCAUGACUGUGUUUCAGGAUACCGUAUGCCCGCUCCACACGACUGCCCAAUGGAAAUCUAUAGAAUCAUGAGCAAGUGCUGGCAGUACGAACCCAAAAACAGGACAACCUUCAAGAAACUUCGGACUGAGCUCAGGGCCAUUUACAGCAAAAUAACAUGAUACCAGCCUUUUCAUUGGACAGUGAACUAGGACUCUUUUUCAGUCUUUUUUAUUAUCAUUAUUUGUCUGUUGCAUUGUGUCUAGACUUGCAAAUACAAAGUAAAAUGAAAAUAUAUUUAAAAAAUCUAUUUUGAGAAAAGUUAGCUUGAAAAGGGAGUUUUGUUUACCAGUAAAACACAGUUGGUGGUA